UUAAAUAAACUUGACUAAAUCGCCAUUUUAGAUUUUGAAUAUAAACCGAACAGAAUUUUUUAAUUUGUUUUCACUACAAAAAAAUGUCAUCAAUCAAACCAACCACCAACAAAGGUGAUGUUUAUAAUCAUCAAUCGAAACUUACACUUGAUGAUUAUGAAAUUGGUAAACCACUUGGCCGUGGAAAAUUUGGCCGUGUUUAUCUGGCACGAACCCGAAAAGAACAUUUCAUUGUUGCAUUGAAAACAUUGUUCAAAGAACAGUUACUUAAAGAUAAUAUGUCACAUCAAUUACGUCGUGAAAUUGAAAUUCAAAUGCGUUUACGACAUCCAAAUAUAUUACGUUUAUAUGAUUAUUUUUAUGAUGAACAACGUAUAUUUCUUGUGCUUGAAUAUGCACCACGUGGUGAAUUGUAUGAAAGAUUGAAACGAGCGGGAAGAUUUGAUGAUCAAAAAUCUGCUACCUACAUCCUACAAAUGAUUACUGCAUUGAAAUUCUGUCAUAAAAAUAAAGUCAUUCAUCGUGAUAUAAAACCGGAAAAUAUUUUACUUGGUUAUCAUGGUGAAUUGAAAAUAUCCGAUUUUGGUUGGUCAGUACAUACAUUAUCACAACGACGACAAACAAUGUGCGGUACAAUCGAUUAUCUUCCACCUGAAAUUGUUCAACGACAUUCAUAUGAUCAUAAUGUUGAUAUAUGGUGUUUAGGUGUAUUGACAUAUGAAUUUCUUUGUGGCCGUCCACCAUUCGAAUCGAAUGAUCAACAAAAAACAUAUGAGCGUAUUACUACAUUACAAUUUACUUUUCCAGAAUAUAUGGGUGAUUUAGCUAAAGAUUUUAUAUCCAAAUUAUUAGUUUUGCAACCGAAAAAACGAAUGCAAUUAAAGGAAGCUGCUGAACAUGAUUGGAUUAAACGUUUUGCCAUCACUGAAAAUGAUACAAAUUAUCGCUGUACAAAUUGUAAUUGCGUUAAAUAUUUUUGAUCGAUUGCAUACACAAUUUUAGGAAAAAAAAUCAUUAAUAUUAUUCAGUAAUAAUAUUCAGACUAUAAUCGAUGAU
This is a messenger RNA of Dermatophagoides pteronyssinus (European house dust mite), 1056 nucleotides long. RefSeq names its product aurora kinase C-like. Gene Ontology annotation, biological process: protein phosphorylation. The record is from RefSeq and is a predicted model, not a curated record. Lineage: Eukaryota; Metazoa; Arthropoda; Arachnida; Sarcoptiformes; Pyroglyphidae. Gene Ontology annotation, molecular function: protein kinase activity; ATP binding.